GCGGACAUUGCCGUACAUGGUAAAAGAGAUUUCGCAAUCCGCUGCUCUCCAUGUUCCAAACAAAAACACUCCGAGCUCCGACACACGGAAUAAACUCCAACUUUCUGCGGGAACUUUCUCCACUUUGACGGAUGGUCGUUUCCCCCGCCGCCCACUGAAGGUCGUCCGCGUUUCUUCUCCACUUGGUGUCUCGGAUUCUCUACAGCUGAGGAGACUCCGGUCAGAGAUCGCUUCCUGCAGGCAUCACAUCCAAAUGAGCCGGCCGUCCCAGCCGAAACUAACAGCUGACCACAACGGCGUGAGCGUCAUCCAGAGCCAGGCCCACGCCUCCUCGUCCUCGUCCCUGCCGGCCGCCAUCGCCGGGCUGCAGCAGGUCCCUCAGCUCGUCCCUGCCGACCCGUCCUCCGCAGGCGGAAAAGCCCUGCCCCCCAGCAAGAUGAAGAAGCCCCCCGCAGACAAAGACAGCGAGGAGUACCGCCAGCGCCGCGAGCGCAACAACCUGGCGGUGAAGAAGAGCCGCAUGCGCAGCAAGCAGAAGGCCAUGGACACGCAGCAGCGCGUCAACGAGCUGAAGGAGGAGAACGAGCGGCUGGAGGCCAAGAUCAAACUGCUGAGCAAGGAGCUGAGCGUGCUCAAAGACCUGUUCCUGGAGCACGCUCACAACCUGGCUGACAACGUGCAGCCGCCCGCCGGCGCCGAGGGCUCCAGCCCCGCCCCCAACAGCUCCUCCACCAACGGGCAGUGAGGUGGAGCCUCGUCUUCAGUGCUUCUGAUUGGUUUAUUGAUCAUUAAUUAAUCAUCAGUUACCUUUAACCCCGCCUCCAAAACCUGCCAGAACCUCCCAGAAUCCUCCUGGAAAACUUUUAUCUGCGGAGGAAACAGCUACUAAACUCAGUCUGUGACUUUUUCACAUUGAUUCAGUCAAAUGUUACCUGAAGACUUUUUAAGUGAGCAGCAGUCGGUCUGACAGCAGUUAUUGAUCCUCUGAUCGAUCGAUCAGGACCACCUGGACUCUGACAGACUGGGUCUGGGACAUCUGGACUCGGUUUGUGGUUCGACCCGACCGGCUACUGCAGGACCGACAUGUAAAUGUUCAGAUUCCCUUUUCGAAGAUGUGUAUUUCCUGUUCCAGAGUUUUUAAGUAUUUCACUACAUGUUGAUGUCUAAAGGAGGGUUCUGUCUUCAACACGUUAGAGACCAACAGAUCCGAGUCACUUAGAGACAGAACCGUCCUUUACUGUGUUUUAUUCACAAAGUGUUUGAGUUUCACACGUUAAUGUUUGAACAGUCGAGUCUUUCCUGCCGAGUCGAGUUACACCUUCAUCUGCUGUCGGAUCAGAGGCUGGAAGAGAGAAAAGUACUGGAAUCAUCUGAAAUCAGAGAAAAAUACUGAAAUAAUUCCACAUUUACCUCCAGAACCAUCUGCAGGGUCCAAGUUUCACACAAAAUGUUGGAAUAGAAAGAAAAUUGUCUUAAAAGUUCAGAUUCUGCAGAACAAUGUUUAGAAAAUAACAGAAUUCUAGUCACUGCUGCUUUAAUCACUUUAAUGUUUCAAGUUAAAUUUAACUCUGAAGCAGGAAAAUCCUGUUUCCCUGCAGCCUCUGAUCUGAUGGCAGCUCCAGGUUUAAGCCCCAGGAAGCUACACAGGUUGAACCCCCAGCCUCACCUGUAGGGCUCCAGACAGGUGUGUCUGUGUUCGGUGGGCGGGUCCAGACACCACAGACUCUGCUGGCAUGCCGCAGCUUUAAUUAAAUCCACUUUAACCCGGCCGGCUCGUUAGCCGUCUGCUAACGAGGUCAGAGCAGAUCGGGACAGGUAUCCGUGGCGACCCCGCCCACCGCAGGCCACGCCCACCUCCAUGUCAGACUCUGUAAUUACAGGAGCUUUGUGUGGGCGUGGAGCAUUUCUCCACAGUGUUUGUCUGUCAGGAGCUUCACCUCCUGCAGGAAAGGUGUCGACUGAGUCUGAGCUACAGCAGCCCAACGUUCCCACAACGUCCCCACAGCGUUCCUUCAAAUCUUCUCUCAGGAUUUUUUUAACCAAAAAUCAAAACAAACCUGCCAUUCAUCAGUCAGAACUGGAUGUUUGUUACUGAGGUUUUAAACGUUCUCCAGAUAAAACCCAACGAGCUGCAGCUGAUGAUCACUUCCUCAUCAUUGAUCAUCUUCUGGAUCAAUCAAUCAGCUGUUUGUGUCCAAAACGUGGAUCAGAGUUUCCUCAAAUAUCUCGUUUUGUCCAAAGAUCUUCAGUUUACUGUCAGAGGAAAGAAACCAGAGAAUAUUAUUUAAAAUAAAAAAUGACGAAUCAGUUACCAGAAUAGCUUCAGGUUAAUGAACAGCUACAGCUCCAGAGAUGUUCCAGAGCGGAUGUUGUGGGAACGUCCGUCCGUCUGUCGGCUGCAUCUGUUUCUCUUUUCUAUCGUUGGUUUUCUACUUUUCUUGCAGCAUGUUAUCAUGUUUCUAGGGAGGUUUGCAUGAGGGUCUGAAACGUUCCUGCACUCAGAGGAAACCCAACCUUCUGGUCUUCAGUGGAUCCGGAUGUGAUUGUCGUGAUGUUUGCUUUGGUCUGAAUGUUGCUGGGCAGCAUUUCUGUGUCACUCAGCUUUUUUAUAUCAGAACCGGGGCUCAUGUGCAUUCUAAAUUAAAAUUGAGUAUAAAAGUUAA
Amphiprion ocellaris (clown anemonefish) is the source of this 2663-nucleotide messenger RNA. It is a transcript of the gene cebpg, whose product is annotated as CCAAT enhancer binding protein gamma. Bases 17 to 745 code for a protein of 242 amino acids. Lineage: Eukaryota; Metazoa; Chordata; Actinopteri; Pomacentridae. Gene Ontology annotation, molecular function: RNA polymerase II cis-regulatory region sequence-specific DNA binding; DNA-binding transcription factor activity, RNA polymerase II-specific. The record is from RefSeq and is a predicted model, not a curated record. Gene Ontology annotation, biological process: regulation of transcription by RNA polymerase II; DNA-templated transcription. The transcript has 2 exons.